Ixodes scapularis (black-legged tick) is the source of this 715-nucleotide messenger RNA. RefSeq lists its product as uncharacterized. The transcript has a single exon. The record is from RefSeq and is a predicted model, not a curated record. NCBI's taxonomy places the organism in Eukaryota, Metazoa, Arthropoda, Arachnida, Ixodida, Ixodidae. Bases 242 to 715 code for a protein of 157 amino acids.
UUAAGCUAUACAAUCACAUUUUUUCUAACCGCAAUAUUUCUACUCCCAGGUUUUCUACUUUAGCUUUCCUCUGGCUCCUGAAGCAGCUGGUUUUGAUGGGCACUCCGGUGGUGGAUCUGAAAUAAAGUUGCGUUAUUGUUUACUUAUGUUCACUGCAUAGAUUGUGUAGUGUGGUACAGCGACACCCUGUGACAAGUCGUAGUUGUAGCGCCUUCCAUGAGAUGGCGCCACCACCUUGUCUAUGUACAGCACGGCACGAGACAAGUUAAAAUUCAUCCUCUUCCGGAUCGGCACACAGUCUGGUUCUUGUCUGGGUUUCUCCCCUUCCGCGGCCGUCCGGCCCGGAACACUACAACUGGCGACGAGGAUGAACGUCACGGGAUUUGCGCCUCCGCCACCGUUCCUCGCCACGCCCGGCACGCCAGCUGUGCCAUGGUCCCGCUGGUUACGACUUUUCGAGAACUUUUUGCUCGCCUCCGGCGCCAACGAGCUGCCCCCGGCACGUCGGCAAGCCCUGCUCCUGCACCGCCUGGGACCAGAAGGACAGCGCAUUUUUGACGCGCUUCCGCAGCCGACGCCGAACUCGCCAGCCGCCGCCGCAACAGCCGACGAGGCAGGAAAGAGCAGCAGGCCAGACAAGCCAAACCCGUACGACGCCGCCAUCCUAACCCUAACACGUCACUUCGCUGCCCGCUGCAACGUCUGGGUGGAAUGA